GUAUGCGCAAUGAUGCGCUUGCAAGAUAUGAAAAUUCUUAUAUUUUCUUUGUUUAUAUCUGCAGUUGUCGGACAUGGAAUUUACGAUGAUGAGACACACCACAAAAUGACAAGAAAAAUUAGCAAACGGAUGAAAAUGAUGAGCAAAUCAUUGGAAAAUGUUGUUUCGAUGCUUGACACAUUGCAAUCACAAAAAGAUCAGUGUGAAGCUUCGGUCGCCAACAUGACAAAAGAGCUGCAAAAACUUUCUGACAAAAUCAUCGAUGACAACAUAGGUGGUGUCACCUCUGGACCUCCUCACAUUGACCUUACGGAUGAAGAAGACCGUUCCGAUGGUAAACCAGUGCGUGUUGAUGUCACAUCGGCAUUUGACGACUGCAUGAAGAGCCUUGACCUUGACGUAAUGCCGAAAGAAAAUGCUUACAUCUGGUGCCUCAGACUUUCGCUAUGGCAAUUCAACCAUAACUAUUCAGACGAAUAUGAAGAUGACUCCGACUUGGAAAUUUUGCAAGUUUCAGAUAACACAAGAAGUAAAAGAAGCGCCAGAUUCAUCCGCAGACGACUAGCACCACGUGACAUGACACAGCCUCCUUCUGGUUUCAGAAUAAGGCGGGAAUACCGAACACUCACGCGUGCAGAGAGGCGAAGAUUUCAUGAUGCGUUAAAUGUACUGUAUGAGGAUGGUACAAUCGACUGUUUCUCUCGGGUGCAUAGAAACGCUAUACGCAGUAGCGGGGCUCACGGUGGCGUUGCAUUCCUGCCGUGGCACAGGGCGUUCCUCGCAUUGUUUGAAGAAGCCUUACGCCAAGUCGACACCAGAGUAUUUAUCCCUUACUGGGAUAGUUCCAUUGAUGACAAUAUGGAGGCCGGUCCAGCACUUUCCGUAAUGUGGGACAAUGAACAUCUAGGACCAGGAAACGGUGUGGUGAACUCUGGUCCAUUUGCCGGCUGGGUUACACCCCAGAGUCCUCUCAGACGGGAAAUAGCUCGAGGUACCGGCAGUCUUAUUAGACAGUCUAGAAUCGACACAGCUAUGCUUCUUUGUCGCCUUGGGGAUUUUACUAGACGUUGGGAAAACGCCCAUAACGGUGUCCACCGCUGGGUUGGUGGGACAAUGGCCCGAAGCUUCGCUGCAAGUGACCCCGUAUUUUAUAUGCAUCAUGCAUUUGUAGAUUACCAGUGGGAAAAGUUCCGGGAGCAUCAAAUAAAUGACUGUGACAUUGACCCUGCAUUCGAUUACCCUCCGACCUCUGACGAAAACCACGAUGCGGAACAACCAAUGGAUGGCAUGCGUUUUCUUAUUAAUAGAGAUGGCAUCGCUGAUUACUGGACAACAAACUGGUAUAAUUACGAAGAUACCCCAACAUGUGAUACAAACUGCGGAGAUACGCCAGAUAUGUUUUGCGACCCUAUUAAGGACUUAUGUACGGGAGAGAUACGUUUUGAUUUAAACAAUGGCGGGAGGAAGAAAAGGCAGGCAAGGCAGACACCGCCGCCAAGUGACCUUCUUAAUCAAAGUAAUACUUCAUCUGUUGAUUGCAGGAACAAGAAGAAUUUAUACGCGCAAAGCUGCUACAGUCUGCCACGACCGAGGACAGAAGAGGAGUAUGCAGACAGCAUUCUUCGCGGAGAAAUUGUACCGCCACGGGAGAUAGAGAUGAUUGAAGCACGCAUUCAAAUGGAGAUUAUUGAAUUUGAAAAAACUCCGCCUGACAGUGAACCGAUAUUUUUCCAGGCUCCACCUGAUGAUCGAAGUGAUUGCAGAACAAUGGAAACAUGCGUGCGCGAUUUAGUUUUUGCAGUUAUCAGGGGUUUUAAAGUUACAGGUAAAGGGUAUUCGGGUUUCUAA
This is a messenger RNA of Mercenaria mercenaria, 1848 nucleotides long. RefSeq names its product tyrosinase-like protein. Gene Ontology annotation, molecular function: oxidoreductase activity. Bases 10 to 1848 code for a protein of 612 amino acids. The transcript has 7 exons. Lineage: Eukaryota; Metazoa; Mollusca; Bivalvia; Venerida; Veneridae. The record is from RefSeq and is a predicted model, not a curated record.